AAAGCCACUCAUCUACAGUAUCAUAACAUUAGUUCUCGGUCUUCCUAAAUCAGUGAGGAAACAAAUGUAGUCUGAAAACAUGUACUUCCAUAAAAACUCUCAAGAAAAACUAUAAAUGAACGCCUCAUGUUACUCGUUAUCCUAGUAUACUCUUUAUGUUAUACCAAACUGGGUACACGCCACACACUCUUUUAACAAUGAAAAUCUGCUAAAUAAACAAUAUGGAAAAUAAAGGCUAACCUCUUGGUUGUGGGAUUAUAAAUAAAUGGACAUGUUCUUCUACUCUUAGCAACCUGUAUCUAGUAUCUUGCCCAAGGAUAUUUUGCAUGCAGACUGGAGCAGAUGGGGAUCAAACCAGUUGAGACAGUUGAGCAGACAGAAAGGUAGCAGAAGCCUGACCCUGACCUCCAGCAGGCCCCGGGUACUCGCAUCGUAACCUGGUCCACUCCCUCAGUAGUUUGCCCUGGCACACACAGUCGCCCUCCACCACCUUGACCUUCAGGGACCCACAUCCUACCCUGGUCAGUUCCCCUCCUAGCUUGCCGUCUUACAAUCGCCUUCCACCACCUAACCACCGUAGACCUUGACCUCCAGCAGGACCCAGGUACCCAAACUUAAGCCCCAUUCUACUGACCAAACAAAAUCCUCACACCCCAGAGAACAGGAGUGGCCUGGGUGGGUAAAUCACAGGAAAUGCCACAGUGGCUUGGUUUGUGGCUCAGCUGCAGGGGAGGGGUGGUCCAGUGUGUGAAUGUGUGUGUGAAUGGGUGGAUGACUGGUUGUGUAAAAGCGCUUUGGGGUCCUUAGGGACUAGUAAAGCGCUAUACAAUACAGGCCAUUUACCAUUUUACCAUUUAAAGGGUAGUGCUAGGGAGAGACUGGUUAACCCAGCUGUGGCCAGUUGGUUAAUCGUGCCUCCCUGGUCUUUAAAAACAGGAGUAUGCAGGGAUCAGGAUGAUGACAGUGGAGGACUGAAAGUGACGGCUUGAACAGCCAGCUGAAAAAUAAAACUGGAGUAAUAACAAAAGCCCAUGUGUGGUGUCAGGUGAACCAGCAGAGCCUGCUACAGUCAAUUGUGUCUUCUCCUCCCACCGGGUGUCUGGGAAACUGAUCCAGACCUCUGCAGGAGACGAUGUUAGGUUUGCCCUCACAGAGGAGUGCAAGACGGGAAAAGGCACUCUGCAUCAUCAGCUGAUGGAUGGCACCAAUCAGCUGGUCGCCUCUCUUGACGGUGUCUGGAAGACGGGACCGGGUUACAUUAACCGGGUGGCUCACAGCUCCGAUUCUCUGAUAUUAAAGAGAGCAGAUUUUAACGAUCACGGCUAUUACGAGUUUAACUGCAACUACAAACAGAGGGGGGAGCUGGAAGAGUUGCACGUUUUCCUGCCCUAUAAAGUUGUCGCACCCCGGGAUGAAGGUGCCAUCCUACCGUGUCGCUCCGUUACAGCCGGCCAGGCUGUGAAAUCGGUGCGCUGGAGGAGAGACGGAGAGCUGGUGCUGGAGCUGAAUCCUCCGUCUAAGCAAAUCACCUACGGAGACGGCUAUGAUGAGAGCCGAGUGUCCAUACCAUCAGACUGGUACCAGCGAGGAGACCUGUCCCUCACCGUGAAGCGAGCUCAGCUCCGAGACGACGGAGUGUAUUACUGUAACGUGGAGAAGACAGAGAAACACCGCUCUGCUGUCCACCUGCACAUCUCCACACCAUCACCACCACCACCGGGCAGCACCUCACAGCCUACAACCACACCCACGCCAUCAGAGUGCUCAAGCUGGUCGUGGAGAACAUUCUUUAUAACAGCAGCUGUUUGUGUGAUCGUUGACCUGCUUGUUUGGCUCUGCUGGUUUCUGAGGAACAGGAUAUUCAAUGUGUGCACUCGAAGUUUUGGUGGAGGAUCCUCAGAGCAGGAAGAAGAAAUAAACUUGAAAAGUGUUACCAUCAGCAACAGUGAUGGACAUCUCUGCAACGGCACAGAGGAGGGAGGAGGAGGGGCUGAAGAGGGCAGAGAAUCAGACUGUGAGCAGCACAGCAUGCUGAAGUCAAACGGGAACCCUGACUUUACCCACAACUGAUGAGUGAAAAAACAACAACAGCUCAUCCCUUUAAGUAUCUGAACUCGCCCCCUUUAUGAGGGUACCACUGUGCAACUCCACUUUCUCAGGUUUAGAAAUCCUCCGUUUUCCUUCUGCUGAAUCUGACUGCUGUUACAAUGUUUCAGAUUGUCUCUAUUAUUUUGUCUUCCAAUCAAUCAAGUAAUUCCUGUAAAUCAUCUGCUUACAUAAUCGGCAUAUAAUUUAGCUUCAAGAUGGAUGAAUGAGAUCUCUUCAGUAACAAAGUUUGUAUAUUGUCCUGCCUGUUUGUACAGAUUUACAGUCUUCACUGUGUUUACUUUGCUUUUUGUAAAACGCUCAGGGAAGCUGCUGUGUGCCAAUAAAGUUUUGAGUGGAUAAUAAAGUGACCUGAUGAUGAUUACAGUCAUUCAUGAUUUUAUUCAAUUUGCACAUUAAAUGACUUGAAAUGUUUGAUGGAAUAAACACUGAAAACCUUUGAACAAAGAACAUCAAGAUAUCCUGACAAAACUGUUUCCAGUCAGAAAGGCUGCAGGUAUUUGUGUGAAAUAAAGACAGAGAGGGAAAAAUUCAUACCAAAGACAUUUGAAUCUAUAACAAGUGUGGAGAAAAUAAUGAAAAGAUACAAAACAUCAGUAAUAUACAGCUUGUAA
Messenger RNA from Oreochromis niloticus (Nile tilapia), 2720 nucleotides. RefSeq names its product matrix remodeling-associated protein 8. The record is from RefSeq and is a predicted model, not a curated record. Gene Ontology annotation, cellular component: external side of plasma membrane. The transcript is spliced from 3 exons. The coding region runs from base 1195 to 2070 and encodes 291 amino acids. Gene Ontology annotation, biological process: immune response; cell surface receptor signaling pathway; T cell costimulation. Lineage: Eukaryota; Metazoa; Chordata; Actinopteri; Cichliformes; Cichlidae.